This is a messenger RNA of Aegilops tauschii subsp. strangulata, 330 nucleotides long. RefSeq lists its product as uncharacterized. Lineage: Eukaryota; Viridiplantae; Streptophyta; Magnoliopsida; Poales; Poaceae. The record is from RefSeq and is a predicted model, not a curated record.
AUGGCGGUCCCCCACUACGCCUACUUGAAGAUGAAGCUGCCUGGUCCGAAGGGCCUCAUCACCAUCACCGGCGACUACCACAAGUCCCUGGAGUGCGCCCAGGCCGUUGCCAAGCUGGACGAGUCGCUGGUCAUAGCCGAGGAGCGGUGCCAGCUGGACCGGAUCAUCGUGCUGGCCAAUGAGAUGCCGGCCGUACCGAUUUCAGCCAAGGAGCCGGCGGGCGAGGCCUCAUUCCAGCCCUCCAAGGAGACCAAGAAGGUAAAGCUGAAUCCAAAAGACCCCAGCUGCAGCAAGUACGUCGUCGUGGGUACCCGCCUCGACAGCAAAUAG